Helianthus annuus (common sunflower) is the source of this 783-nucleotide messenger RNA. Its product is annotated as mitochondrial fission protein ELM1-like. NCBI's taxonomy places the organism in Eukaryota, Viridiplantae, Streptophyta, Magnoliopsida, Asterales, Asteraceae. Gene Ontology annotation, biological process: mitochondrial fission. The coding region runs from base 1 to 534 and encodes 177 amino acids. Gene Ontology annotation, cellular component: mitochondrial outer membrane. The transcript is spliced from 7 exons. The record is from RefSeq and is a predicted model, not a curated record.
AUGGUUGUGGUAGGAUUGAGGGUUUGUGACGGUGGUGGUGGUGGUAUGAUUUUGACGGUGACAGUGGUGGGGUUAAGGGUUUGUAAUGGUAAGAAAGGGAGAAAGAAUGUGCAAACUAGACUCUGGUCAGGUCAUUGUAAAUACGGUACAAAUCUUACAAAGCAGUUAACAAACUAUUUGCGUGGCGUUCUUGAUAGCUGUGGAAGUGUAAGAAUUUAUUUCUCAAGGAGGACUCCAGAUAAGGUUGCUAAUUUCGUGCGGAAAGAACUUGGAGACCAUCCAAAAAUCUAUGUAUAUGAUGGUGAAGAACCAAAUCCUCACAUUGGACAUCUAGCUUGGGCAGAUGCUUUCAUUGUCACAACCGAUUCAAUCAGCAUGUUGAGUGAAGCCUGCAGCACUGGGUCCACAAUAAGUGGUAACGAGAACAGAGGAAAAUUUCCGAUGACCACAACACCACAAUUGAUUUCUUGCCAUUUUCCGGCUCAAAACGCAGGAACCUCUACUAUCAUCUUAGAAAGUAUUUGGUGUAAAUGAGCCCUUUCUACCACUUCAAGGACCUUUACUUCUUAACUUGACUUGAGUUCAAGUUAUCCGACUAAGUUUGGAAAGUAUUUGACUAAGUAUCUGAUGAAGAAGCGGAUGAUGACACGGAUAUGACAUACAUUUAUUACAUUUUAUAUGCUAGGUAGUUUUAUGACGUGUUUGUGAAUUGUGACUUAAAACGAACCCGGAUUGUGACGUUUAUGCUUAUGUUUUUUUUUGAAAGGCAACCAUUUAUGCUUA